This is a messenger RNA of Mugil cephalus (flathead mullet), 5113 nucleotides long. It is a transcript of the gene nek9, whose product is annotated as serine/threonine-protein kinase Nek9. Bases 870 to 3758 code for a protein of 962 amino acids. Gene Ontology annotation, biological process: protein phosphorylation. The transcript has 23 exons. Gene Ontology annotation, cellular component: centrosome. NCBI's taxonomy places the organism in Eukaryota, Metazoa, Chordata, Actinopteri, Mugiliformes, Mugilidae. The record is from RefSeq and is a predicted model, not a curated record. Gene Ontology annotation, molecular function: protein kinase activity; ATP binding; protein kinase binding.
CUAAGUAUGGCUUAAUAGGCGUAUGUUUGGUCAUACCCAAGUAACUAGUUUUACCUGAACAGGGCGUGUGAUCAAAUGUAAUGCCUACAUUUUUCAUGUCGUAAUUUCGUCCAUAUUAUGUCUGAACUAUGCACAUUGCCACUAAUACGUGUGAUGCACACGCCGCCUUAAAACACGCCUACUAAAGUACGUCGCCUCAAAGCCGUGUGAUCAUAGUCUCUGUAUGGCUAACAGCGUUUGACAGUUUCCGGGUCUGAACGCAGGGCAGGGUUGUAUAGUUGUAGGCGUGUUGUUGUUGUCUCUGUAUCCAAGGACAGCUCAUUUUUAAACACUCGGUAACCUCUUCAUUUGUUAUGCACACCUACUAAAAGUCCUCUAGCUGGGCGACAUCCGACACAGUUCCGAAUUUGGUCGUGAAAAGCAGCGCUGCCUUUUUCUUCCUGCUAACUUGUUAGCCAGGUCAAGCUAGCACACACAGCCCAGACUAACGACGCUCCCGGAAAUCCGCUCUGCGUCCUUUCACCGUAAAACACACCGCGCCGCGUUUGAACAGAACACGUUUACUUUGAAAAUUAAAAGAAAAGUUGUCCGAUCGUCCUCGUUUUUACUGUGUCGUGCUCGACACUUGUGCAACUACUACAGUUGCACGUAUUUUGCUACGUUGUCUUGUUUUUAUCCCGUGUACUGUUAAGUGGCUUUGAGGCGUCUGCUUGUGUUUACUGUACUUUGACGGGUGUUUUUGUUAGCCCACAGGGGUAUCAUGUCGGACGUGUGCUCUGCUUUGUAGGAGUCUUUCAGAAAGAGUUGUCGCUAGGCCUUCUCCGGGUUAUUUCCAUCACUGCCCCUGGCUAACAAGUCCCUGAACAGAAAUGUCAAUGGAGGACUAUGAAAGACACUUCGACUCGCUAAACUCGGACCUGGGCGGCGGGUCCGUGGUCAGUGAGCGGUCCGCAUCGAGCACAUUUAAUGGCGAAGAGGAGAAGCUGCAUUACAUUCCUAUCCGGAUCCUCGGGAGGGGGGCGUUUGGUGAAGCUACUCUGUACAGAAGAACAGAGGACAACUCUCUGGUGGUAUGGAAGGAGGUGGACCUAAACUCGCUGUCAGAAAAGGAGCGCAGGGACGUGAUGAACGAAAUAAACAUCCUCUCCAUCCUGGAGCACAACAACAUCAUAGCCUACUUCAAUCACUUCAUGGAUAAAAACUCUCUGUUUAUUGAGCUGGAGUACUGCAAUGGGGGAAAUCUGUACGAUAAAAUUAACCAACAGAAGGGGAAACUUUUCACUGAGAAGGUGGUCAUAUGGUACCUGUACCAAAUUGUCUCAGCUGUGGCUCACAUUCACAAGGCUGGGAUCUUGCACCGGGAUAUCAAGACUUUGAACAUUUUCCUGACCAAGACAGACCUCCUUAAGCUGGGCGACUACGGUCUCGCCAAGAAGCUCGACUCUGAGUUUUCAAUGGCAGAGACGUGUGUGGGAACUCCGUAUUACAUGUCUCCUGAACUGUGCCAGGGAGCAAAAUACAACUUCAAAUCUGACAUCUGGGCCAUGGGUUGUGUAAUCUUUGAAGUCUUGACUCUUACGAGGACAUUUGAUGCUACGAACCCACUGAACCUCUGCGUGAAAAUAGUCCAGGGCAACUGGACUAUGGAGGUGAACUCGGACGUUUAUUCGUCCGCGUUGAUCAAACUGGUGUACGAGUGUCUCGAUCAAGAUCCUGCAAAGAGGCCCACGGCGGAGCAGGUUCUAGACCAGCCAUUGAUCUCCUCCUGCCGACAGGAGCUCGAGGAGCGGGUUUCCCUGCUGAAUUCAGCAAUGAAGAAACCGAAGCUGAGCACAGCGAGCGAGACCCCUGUCGCUGUGGUGACUACCCGCUCGAGGGAAGUGUAUUUCUGGGGGGGAGGGAAGUUCACCCCCCAGAAAAUGGACACAUUCAAAGGAGGCAGCAGUGCCCAGCAUGUGUGUGCAGGAGAGAGCCACUUUGCAGUGGUGACAGUGGAGAAAGAGCUUUACACCUGGGCUAACGUCCAAGGCGGAGCCAAGAUGGUGGGCCAGCUGGGGCACGGAGACCAGGCCUCGUACAGGCAGCCAAAGAAGGUGGAGAAGCUCCAGGGGAAGGCCAUCCGACAGGUGGCAUGCGGUGCUGACUUCACUGCCUGCGUCACCGAUGAGGACCAGAUGUACAUGUUCGGAUCGGACUAUUACGGCUGCAUCGGGGUAGAGGGCGAGCAGGGCAUGGAGGUUCUUGAGCCGGUGCUCCUGGAGUUUUUUGAGGAGCGGCAUGUGCGCCAGGUUUCCUGUGGGGACAACCAUGUGGCGGUGCUGACUCAGAACGGGGACAUCUACUCGUGGGGCUGUGGAGAGUAUGGGCGUCUUGGUCUGGAAUGUGAGGAUGACUUCUCUUCUCCCAUGCAAGUGGAGAUUCCCAAAGGUGCCACCAUAUCCUCGGUGUCAUGUGGCAGCGACGGAACCUUUUUUUUGACAGAUACUGGCAAAGUCCUAGCAUGUGGAAACAACGAAUUCAACAAGCUGGGAUUGAAUCAGGGAUACUCUGGUCUCAAAAACCACCCCGGAGAGGGAUACCAGGGGAUCCCAUACAUCACCACGCUGACCUUGGUGAAGCAACUGUCGCACUUCAAGAUCCAGGUGAUAGCUCCAGGGAAGAGUCACACAGCUGCCGUUGACGAACGGGGUCGUCUGGUCACAUUUGGCUGCAACAAGUACGGCCAGCUGGGUGUGAAGGACUUCAAGAAACACCAAGGUGUCCAAGUCCUUGUUGGACCGUUUGGUGGGAAGCCGGUGACCAAAGUGUCUUGUGGAGACGGGUUCACUAUCGCAGCCACUGAGGACAACCAGAUCUUUGCGUGGGGAAACGCUGGGAAUGGGAGACUUGGCAUGCCUGCUGACAAAGGCUUCGGUUCAGAGGUUUGCCCUGCAAUGCCGCGACCCAUCUUCGGUUCCCUCCACCACGUGCCAGACCUUUCUUGCCGCGGUUGGCACACCAUUAUCAUAAUGGAAAAAGUGCUCAACUCGAAGACCAUCCGCUCAAACAGCAGUGGACUGUCGAUUGGCAGUGGGCUGGGCCAGGAGGCGUCUACAUCCACAGUGGAUCUGGACAUGGAGCCUGGUUCGGAGACGGAGUGUCGCGACAGAGGCCUCGGGGGAACGCUGGAGGUCAAUACGGAGGACGGCCUCUUGGGGACCUCGAUGAUGUCAAUGGCCAACCAGACUGGAGACAGCUCCUGCCCCCUCUGGCUCAGAAAGGAGCUCGAGAACGCUGAGUUCAUCCCGAUGCCUCAUGACUCCGAGGACUUCAUUCCUGCCGAGAUGUCCUCUUUCUCUGAGAGCGUCACUCGACCGUACGAGGAACUGAAAGAGCUAAAGGCUGCAGCAGAGGCAGUCGGCAGUAAGAAAGACCUAUCGACCAGGCGAAGCUAUGAUAAAGUGAAUGGGCUGGAGGAGGCUGACCUCUGCAGGAAAGGAGAAUCGGGUGCAUGCUGCAAAGAAAGCUGUGAGGUGGCACAGCUGCGGGAGACAAUCGCCCGUCAAGAGAUGAGAAUCCAGACGCUUGAAAAGCAGGUCACUGAUCAGCAGAAGGAGAACGAGAGGCUCUGGGCGGCGAUCAAUCGCCGGGCGCUACAGGAAGCGGAACGUGACCGCAAUGGAAACCAUCGCUCUGAUUCUGCGCCUGAUGGGGACGGAGGAGGAAGAAGAGGCGGAUUCACGAACCACGGAGGUCGAUCUGCCGGGGCCAGCGUGUGAGAGUUCACCUGAGGAUGUCUUGGUUAUAUAGACGGUCUGAGCACACGCUGGUUAGAUGGAAGCAGAGGUUCAGUUAGAGGUGCAGCACAGGCUGCAUCCUCAUUCCCUCUCAGUGGUUACAUUACAGUAUAGAUGUUUAACAGAGUGCAAAGUUGCAUGAUUACAUUUUAUUGCAUAAUGUAUAAUACAUUGCACACUUUAAAUGCACACUUGUUUUCACCUGGGUGCCGUGGCCUAGCUGGUUUCUGCACAUAGAAAUGUUGGCUGGAUUCAACAUCGGACCUUAACACCUGCGAGAGACAAUCUGAUCACAGUGCUUGGCUGCAAGGUGAACGUUAAGUCUACAACUUGGUGAUAUUGUUGACUUUUCAGCCUACAGUGCCUCAGAUAUAGGUAUUUAUCACGUCCAGGUAAGACCAGCUUAUGCAAAUAGGAAACUCUUUCCUAGUGUAUUCAAAGUUCAUGUUUUGUUCUCUUCAAAUGUUGAGAUAUGAGGAGAUGGGCAGACAGCAGGCCACAUGCUGGCAUCAUUUUCCAAUGUGAUCUUUCUUAUGCAUCACUUUUUUUUAAAUGGUUUUCAUUUCAUCAGAUAUUUUUAAAAGUGACAAAUAAGAUAUAGCCUUUAAGACGUUUUCAUAGAAACAUAUUCAUUAUCUGAUGCAAAUAUAUCUACUUUUCAAAUGUGCAUGUUUUGUUAUCGUCUUGAGAAAAUUUGUGUGAAACACGAAACUACUGAUCUGUUUUUUACAAGUUUUUUUUUUUUUUUUUCAUAUUGUAUGUGCAGCACAUGUUGGUCUGUUUUCUUUGUGGUAUGUAUGGACACUUGAACAAUUUUCUAAGAAUGGUAACAUGGCUUUAAGGCAUAAAGUUAUUAUGUUAUUUUGUUUUUUGACCAUUUUGCCUAAAUUUGGUACUUUGCUAUUUUGUGCCUCCUUUGUGAAAGUGAAUGUGUAAUUGUAUAUUUUUUUGUGUGUUAACAUCUGUUGGCGUGUUGCAUGUGUUGAAUAUGUGUGUGUGUGUGUGUGUGUGUGUGUAAAAUCCAUAAAAAAAAAGCCACAACUUGUGUGAGUUGAGCUGUCAGAUGUCAGCUGUGUAACACUGGCAGCAUUUUCAUGCAGUAAAAUGCAGCAUAGCUCCAAAGUACCUUAUCAAGCCAUUGAAUACACAAUUAUUGCAAUGCUGUGCCUUGAAUUUGUUUACAGUGUGUUGUGCAUUUGAAAAUGUGGUUUACUUUUUUCAGCAGUUUACCAAAUAAUGUGGGAACGCGACGGUUUUAUAAACUCUGCUGCUUUCACUGUCACUGUUGCCUCAUACUUUGUGCACAAGCUAUGAAUAAAAAUAACAGCGGUCUUUUA